Molecule: messenger RNA, 5832 nt
Organism: Monodelphis domestica (gray short-tailed opossum)
Lineage: Eukaryota; Metazoa; Chordata; Mammalia; Didelphimorphia; Didelphidae
Gene: PARS2
Product: prolyl-tRNA synthetase 2, mitochondrial
Biological process (GO): prolyl-tRNA aminoacylation
Cellular component (GO): cytoplasm; mitochondrion
Molecular function (GO): proline-tRNA ligase activity; ATP binding
Source: RefSeq, a predicted model, not a curated record
ACAGUCCUGAAAGGGGCGGGGCAGCCUGAUUCUCAGCCGGACUGGGAGCAUCGAUAAAGACCUCCGGCUUCCUAGAAGCGACUUCCGGGGGGGGGUGGAGACUGACAUAAAACCCUCCCUCACCGGCUCUAUGGUUGCGGUUAGAGUCGGUGUCUCUGCUCUUCUCUUCCCCCGCCCACCCCGGUCUUUUCACCACGUGCUAGAGGGGCUUGGCGCUUCUCUUGUGAGCAGCCUGCUGAUCGUGGCCUUCUGAUUGGUGGGUGCCGUGGGAGGCUGACGGGAACUCGAGGCUUCCCGCUUCGGUAGGCCCCGCCUCCCAAGCCCCACGCUUGCGUCCUUCGUUUGGUACGUCUGGUCCUGCGGCAAUUCGCCACCUGAUGCAGAUGAUCUAACGCUAUGGAACGAAUGCUUCAUGGCACAUAACUCAUUUCCCCACAGAUCUGAGUGGUUCCUGCCCUGGGGUGGCAUGGAAGGGCUUCUGAGAAGAUGGAGGGCCUUUCCCCGUGUACUGUGGGCCAUUUGCCAGCGGUCACAACAUACUCCUUGCAGGCUUUACCAUCACCCUCCAGGCAGAGCAAAACGCCUGGUGCUGUCUCAUUUCUUCCAGCCUCAGAACCUCCGGGAAGAUCAAGUGGUUGGACUAGAGAGCAAGUCUGCCGAAGUGACCUGUAAGAGCCAGAGGCUGAUGCUUCAGACGGGGCUGAUUCACCCUGCUGGCCCUGGCUGUUACCACUACCUGCCCUAUACUGUUCGAGCCAUGGAGAAGCUGGUCAAGGUGAUAGACCAGGAGAUGCAGGCCAUCGGUGGGCAGAAGCUUGACAUGCCCACCCUGAGCUCAGCUGAGCUCUGGAGAGUCACCGACCGGUGGAACCUGAUGGGCAAAGAGCUUUUUCGGCUGCAGGAUCGUCAUAACAAAGACUAUUGUUUGGGACCGACCCAUGAGGAAGUCAUCACCAGCCUGAUGGCCUCUCAGAAGACUCUGUCCUACAAGCAGCUUCCCUACCUUCUCUAUCAGAUCACACGCAAGUUCCGGGAUGAGCCCAGGCCCCGCUUUGGCCUGCUGCGGGGCCGGGAGUUUUACAUGAAGGACAUGUACACCUUUGACUGCUCUUCUGAGGCCGCUCACCAGACGUAUGACCUGGUAUGCGAAGCUUACGGCAGGGUGUUUAACCGACUUGGGCUUCAGUUUGUGAGGGUCCAGGCAGCUGUGGGGAGCAUCGGUGGAACAAUGUCUCACGAGUUUCAGCUCCCCUUGAACAUUGGGGAAGACGUGCUUGCAGUCUGCUCCAAUUGCAACUUCGCGGCCAAUGUUGAGACGCUGGAUCCCAGAGAUCCAACUUGCCCAGUGUGCCAAGGGAAACUGACAGAAACCAAAGGCGUUGAAGUGGGGCACACCUUUUAUCUGGGCACCAAGUACUCAUCUGUAUUCAAUGCUGAGUUCAUCAAUGCUCAGGGCAAGCCUUCGCUAUUAGAAAUGGGGUGCUAUGGGUUAGGUGUGACCCGCAUUUUAGCUGCAGCCAUCGAAAUGCUUUCCAUGGAAGAAUGUAUCCGCUGGCCUAGUCUGCUUGCCCCUUACCAAGUAUGCCUUAUUCCUCCCAAAAAGGGCAGCAAGGAAGAAAUGGGAAUAGAGUUGAUGGGGACUUUAUAUGACGAUAUCACAGAAGCCUUGCCCCAGCUGAAGGGGGAGGUUUUGCUUGACGACAGGAUACAUUUGACAAUUGGAAACAGAUUGAAAGAUGCUAACAAACUUGGUUACCCCUUUGUUGUGAUAGCUGGCAAGAGAGCCUCGGAACAGCCUUGCCAUUUUGAGGUUUGGUGUCAGAACAACAAUGAGGUGGUGUUCCUCACCAAACAAGCAGUGAUUGAUUUGCUACGUAAAGUACAAAUUGUCUAAAUGCAGAGUCUCUGAUCCUUGCUAGGUCCUAAGUUAUGUCCUUUCACAAUCAUGUUAUACUGUACUGUUCUCUCUGGAAGCCAUGCAGCUGGUGGAAGUGGGGUGCUAAUUAGGAGAGCAAGUUUUCAUCAUUCAGUGAACAUCCCUCAUUCAAUAAAUAUCACACGUUCUUCUUAUAAAGAGAAAGAAAUUUCUUUCUCCACUAACUGUUUGCCUGUUAUUCUUUAAAUCAACAGAACUUCUGUGAUGUGAGGAAUACAUUCAUGGCAGGCAAUUCUUGGUCUUCACCUUGUAGGCCAAGUCUUCGUACUCAAAGCUAACUGGAAGCUUGAGACAAUUAGAUGGGAAACCAAAAAGAAGCUUCCGCUAGAGCUCGUAGCCCUAAAUUGGACACCUAAGAUCCUGAGUUCAUUUUCUCUUGAUCCAUGAGGCCAACCUAUUGGAUGAUGAGUCUCCAAUAUGAAAAUAUUAAUUUUUAGCCUCUAUAAUGCUUAGCCAUGUUAACAGGUUAACUACAUGGAAGUUACGGACCCAGGAUUAGAGAGCCAGUCUUCUAACUUUCUUCUCAAUGUUUCUGCCCUCAGCUCUCACUGCUACUGUGAAAUCUCAAAUCUUGUUUUCUUGAUAAUAGUGACUUGCUGCCUACCUCAAGAGAAUGCAGUGACCACAAAUGAGAUCCUGUCUGUAAGAUGAUUCCAUCCCCUUGGAGGAAAGUCAGGAGGGAUAUAUGCUCUGUGUUCUCAAACGGUUGUUGUUCUGGACUUGCUUUGUUUCUUGCCAUCCAUAGAUGGCAUGGCGAUGUUGGCAGAAUAUCAGGUACAAGCUGUAUUCUCCCUGCCUGUUCCUGAGGGAGCUCUGAAAGGAGAAGCUGAAAGAAUGUUAAGCAGAAUUAACAAAGAGACAAGAAUUAGCCAGCUUUAUAACACCAGUCAUGGACUCCCUUCACAUUUUAGUGAGCAUGAAGCUCCUAUUGCCAUGCCACUUUCAAGUUUACAAAGGACUUUUCUCACAACAACCCUGUGAGGUGCUGGUUGUGUGAAAAUUGGUGUUUUUAUUUACCAAUGACGAAACUGAGGCUCACAGAGAAUAGUGAAUUGCCCCAGAGUUCCCUAAUGAGUAUGUAUCAGUGGUGGGCCCUGAACCCAAGCCUCCUGGCACUAACCAGCACUUUUUUUGACUCCACGAUAAAGGACAUUUGCAGAAAUUGGUAAACUUUUGUGAUUUUUAAAACUAUUUAUUUAAGCCUUGCCCCGUCUGCAUCCCUUCUCCCAUCCUUCAUUUGCAUGCUGGAUACUUGGAAUGAUCAAUGAGGGACACUUAAGGGUUUAUUAUCUCUGAGGUGGGUAGAGGUUUUUUGAAAGAAAAUGAGGCAAUUUCCUGUUCUCUUAGAAAGGGCCAUUGACCUUUAUGGUUUACAGCACAAACUGAUAACUAGGAGAAGCUCCAAGGUGUAUCAUCACAAAAUGAGGGGGUCUACCAGAACAUCCAUGAAGGGCACUCAGAUAAAGGACAGCGUUUUUUAUGGCUUAACCAUCGAGCACCCAGAGUCCCAGACAACUCCGGACUGGCAGACAUGGGAGCUCAGCACCAGGGAAACCCAAGCUAGAGGCAAGAAAGAAGCAAUCCUGUCUCUCCUUAUUCCUUUUACUUUGCUACUGUGGAGAGUGUAUGUUCAGGUAGCUGUGAGCGUCAACCUUUGAUGAUUGCAGAAGAGAAUCAUGAAUAAAACAAGUGCCCCCUGUAACCCUAAACCAUGCUCUCAACAGUUUAGUCAUGGGUGGGAGAAUGUAGGAUUAUUUCCUCUAUUGGUUUUGUUUGGUUACUCUUUUUAUUUGGAAAAAAAAAGACUUAUUUUAAUGUAAGAGACAUUGAAGUCCAAGGAUUCCACCACAGAACAGGGAUUGAAAAGUAUAAUUGUUAGAAGAGCUUCUUUGUAGGGGGCCGAUUGGGAUCAGAGGACUUAGAGGUGGAAGAGACCUUUGGAAAUUACUUAUGAUCAUAGUGCUUGGAAGGACCAAUUCAAUUCAGUAAACAUUUAGUAAGCACCUACUAUGAUCCAGGCACAAGGCUAAGCACUAAAGAUAAUCCCUGCCCUCAAGGGACUUAUACUCUAACACAAAGGAAACAAGAGGGACAACACCAGGGAGCACCUUGUUCCAUGUCGUUCAAACCAAGCAGAGCUGCAAGAUGGAGAGAGGUGAGGAAGGAGGGAAAGUGUGGAAUAUUCAAGGCUGGCUGAUUUAUAUUGUAGCAGUCCACCCCUAGCUAUGGGCAAGGGAAACAGUAUGUACAGAGUGGCUUAGAAGAGAGCAUGCUCAGUCUUGAGCAUGGCUGGGAAAGCCUCUGACCCUUGACCCCAGCUUAGGCGGGAAAACAGGUUUCUUUGUGUUCACCUGGCCAAGAGAAACCACACCUAUACUUUGUCAUUAACCAAUGAUAAUCAUCCCUAUGUAUUGUGUAUAUUUGCAUAUCAAAGAGAUUAAAUACAGGGCCACAGCAAGCUCCGCCCUCUCUUCCUCUCUUGGAUCUUAGCUCUCACUGAUGGCUGUCCUUGCUGGAGCUUGGUCUCUGGCCAAGCUCAUCUUUAAUUCCUUUCCUUAUCUACCUCUCCCACCUGGGACCUGGCUUUUUGGCCAGGCACUCUCUUUUCUCUAUCAUGUCUCCGACCUGUGUGGUAUUAAUUGUGGAUCUCAGGAUGGAUCAUGCCUCUGCGACAUCCUAAAGAUCGGGGUUAUGCUGUGGCCCCAUUAUAAUCAAUAAGGCCUGGUUUGUGACUCAUUUCUGCCACCUCCUAUCUAUAACUUGGCUCCACCACGCCCCUCGGGGUAUCCAAAACUUCUAUCCUUUUUCUAUCUUCCUACCUUGAGGCUUCUCGCAGGUUCAGGGAGCCUCAUAUAUAGUUUCAGGUAAUCUGCUUAUCCUGGGUGGGACCACUGAGGCCAUCUAGUCCAACCCUCUCAUUUAAUGGAGGAGAGAACGGAAUCGUUUUGGGCAGGGAUUUAAAGCUGUCCUCUGAGGUUGGCAGUGGCGGUUAAGUGCCUGGCUUAGAGUCACACCACUAAGUAUCUGAGGCCAGAGUUGAAGUCAGGACCUCCCAUCUCCACUGAGGCAGCUAGCUGCUCCUGAUGUGCAGUUUUCUAAGUCACUAUGCAGCCAGGAGGGAUCCCCAUGUAUGGUUUAGUGGCCCCAUUUCUAUUGGAGCUUGAUACUUCUCUAAAUCACACUAGAUGCUUCUGAUAUAGAACAGGCUCAAUAAAUGUUUCACUGAUGAAUGAUGAAUCUGUAGAGUACAUACGGGGGAAAGUGGGAUUUGGGGCCAGGGAUCUAGGUUCAAAUCCUGCCUGAUGGUUUCCUGCAUGAUCUCUCUGACCCUCUGUUUCCCCAUCUCUAAAAUGACAGGGUUAGAUGAGACGAUCUCACUCCAGAUCUGAUGAGUGGAGGGUUACCUGUGGAGACUCACUGUUCUUUGGAGUGUGAUCAGAGGAACUGCUAUCUAAGGGAUUCAUGCACAUCUCUGUCAAGCAGCAGUGUUCAUGGCUGCUAAUUAGCUCACACAGUUAAAGCUUAAUUGAGCUCAGCUAAUUAAAAUGGUGUAGAGGCCAAAAGGGUCUGUAGGAUAGCAGACUCCUAACUAAGAGGAACUGAGGCCUGUGUAUCUACAAGGUUAAACCCACCUUGUAAGGCCCAUGGCUGGCUGGCUCCAAAGGGCCGAUGAGUUAAGUCCCUGGACGCGAGCUCCAGCCUUUCCAUGGCUGGUGUGAAAAUCUUUUCUCUCCAGGCUCUGACACUUAGAUUAUGACAAUAAGCUGGUCACUUCCUCUCAGCCUCAGUUUCCUCAUCUGAUAAAUGGGAAAUGAUGUUUAUUACCUACCUUAUGGGGUGGUUGUAAAGAAAGCAUUCUGCAAACCCAGAAGUAUUAAAGAAAUGUGUAUUAUCAA